Molecule: messenger RNA, 2258 nt
Organism: Salarias fasciatus (jewelled blenny)
Lineage: Eukaryota; Metazoa; Chordata; Actinopteri; Blenniiformes; Blenniidae
Gene: nt5e
Product: 5'-nucleotidase, ecto (CD73)
Exons: 9
Coding region: 201-1949 (582 amino acids)
Biological process (GO): AMP catabolic process
Cellular component (GO): plasma membrane
Molecular function (GO): metal ion binding; nucleotide binding; 5'-nucleotidase activity
Source: RefSeq, a predicted model, not a curated record
CGGCUCGCCUCCUGACGCGCUCCUGCUCCCUGCGCGUGUUUUCCGUGGGGAAGAGUUCAGUUAAUAAGCAGACCUGUAUGGAGCAAUAGAAGCAGGAGGGAGGAGGAGGAGAGAGGGAGCCUCCUCCGAGUCAUGUAAGGGGAAAUAUCCGCGCUCCUCGCUGCUCGCCUCCAGUCUCUUUACGCGCAGCGCACGGAGCGAUGGAAGCGGUGCGCGCGGAGCGCAGCUCUCUCCCCCUGCUCCUCCUCAUCCUCAUCCUCGGAUUCUCAGUGUCCCCCUCAGCGGCGACCUGGGACCUGGUGCUCCUGCACACCAACGACGUGCACGCGCGGGUGGAGGAGACCAGCGUGCACUCCGGGAAGUGCGGCGGCGGCGGUUGUUACGCCGGCGUGGCGCGCAGAGCCACGAUGAUCCGGAAGAUCCGCGCCUCCGGGGGCAACGUGCUGCUGCUGGACGCCGGGGACCAGUUCCAGGGAACCGUGUGGUUCAACUACUACAAGGGAGCCGAGGCGGCGCACUUCAUGAACGAGCUGCGCUACGACGCCAUGGUUUUUGGGAACCACGAGUUUGACAACGGCGUGGAGGGACUGAUGAAGCCGUUCAUGGAGAACAUUCGGUGUCCUGUUCUCAGCGCCAACAUCAGAGCCGGACCGUCGCUGGCCUCCACGUUUGGAAACUCGUUCUUACCGUACAAGAUCUUCACCGUCGGCGAUCAGAGGGUGGGAGUGGUGGGGUACACCUCCCGGGAGACCCCCGCCCUGUCCAAGCCAGGACCAGACGUGGAGUUCCAGGACGAGGUGAGCGCCCUCCAGCCGCAGGUGGACAAGCUGCUGACGCUGGGCGUCAACAAGAUCGUGGCGCUGGGCCACUCCGGCUUCACCGUCGACCAGGAGAUCGCCAGGAGAGUGCGGGGAGUCGACGUGGUGAUCGGCGGACACACCAACACUUUCCUCUACACGGGAACCCCUCCUUCCACUGAAGUCCCGGCCGGUCCGUAUCCCUUCAUGGUGAGAUCAGACGAUGGGCGGGAGGUUCCCGUCGUGCAGGCCUACGCCUUCGGAAAGUAUCUGGGUCAACUCAAGGUGACCUUUGACGAUGCCGGAAACGUGGUGAAGGCGACCGGGAACCCCAUCCUGUUGGACAGCAGCGUCUCGCAGGAUCCAGAUGUUCUUGCGGAUGUGGAGGAAUGGAAAAAGAAUCUGGCUAACUUCUCCGCCCAGGUGGUGGGAUCGACCCUUGUUUUUCUCAACGGUACAACCGGGGAGUGCCGGUUUCGAGAGUGCAACCUUGGAAACCUGAUCUGUGAUGCCAUGAUUGACAACAACAUCAAGUUCUCGGACGGCCUCCAGUGGAACCACGUCACUGCCUGCAUCGCCAACGGAGGCGGCGUCCGGACAUCCAUCGACGAACGCACAAGAAACGGUUCAGUCACGAUGGAGGACUUGAUCUCUGUCCUGCCCUUCGGAGGAACCUUUGACCUCGUGCAGCUGAAAGGUUCGACGUUGAGGAGUGCUUUCGAACACUCGGUGCACCGAUACGGCCAGAGCACGGGGGAGUUCCUCCAAGUUUCAGGAUUUCAGGUCGAGUUCGAUCUCUCCAAACCCGCGGGGAGCCGAGUCAAGAGCCUCAACAUCCUCUGCUCAAAGUGCCGCGUUCCUCGCUACGAACCGGUCGAGGACGACUCGGUUUACAAGGUGGUGCUGCCGUCCUACCUGGUGACCGGUGGAGACGGGUUCUCCAUGAUCCCGAAGGAGAUGCUCAAACACAACAGCGGGGAUUUAGACAUUUCAGUUGUAGCAGAAUACAUCAAACAAAGACGGACGGUUUAUCCUGCUGUCGAAGGACGUAUCAGGAUCUACAACUCAGCGUCUGGACUUCGGGGGGAAACCUCUCCACUGGUUUUACUGGUCUUAGUGGGACUGCUCUACACUCUGUAUGGAGGGCUCUAACGAUAUCCCAAAGCACUCGGGAAGACUCUGUUUUUAUAAACCGCAUGUGAAGAAUCGACAGAUCGGCUGGAUGUAAUCCCGAAGGACCGAAGACCUCGUUUUAAUGAAGUCUGCUUGGAACGUUUUUUUAGGAGACGUUUCAGAGACGCUCUUUGUCUUUAAGCCUCACAUGAAUCAGGUUUCAACAGAACUGCAACACGUAUAAAUGUGAAUGUUGCAGUUUUUUUUAAUGACCACUACAGAGUGAAUUUAUGGAAAUAAAUAUUUUGUUUUGAGAUAAAACUAAAUAAAUACACUUGUGAAGAAACU